Messenger RNA from Lachancea dasiensis, 807 nucleotides. NCBI's taxonomy places the organism in Eukaryota, Fungi, Ascomycota, Saccharomycetes, Saccharomycetales, Saccharomycetaceae. The record is from the annotation of a GenBank genome assembly.
AUGUCUCGGCCAGAAGACUUGGCACCCCCAGAGGUGUUUUACAAUGAUACAGAAUCGCAUAAAUAUACCUCUUCCACCAGAGUUCAGCACAUACAAGCGAAAAUGUCGUUGCGGGCACUGGAACUUCUCAACUUAGCAGAUACGUCGUUUGUGUUGGAUAUAGGAUGUGGUUCAGGUCUCAGCGGGGAGAUCUUGACCGAGGAAGGCCACAUUUGGUGCGGUGUGGAUAUUUCCCCAUCAAUGUUGGCCACAGGGCUGACCCGAGAACUGGAGGGCGAUCUAAUGUUGCAUGAUAUGGGCCAGGGUCUGCCAUUUAGAGCCGGUACGUUCGAUGCUGCUAUGAGUAUAAGUGCGAUACAAUGGCUUUGCAACGCAGACACUUCUUAUAACGACCCCAAAAAACGGUUAAUGCGGUUUUUCAACACCUUAUUUGCAUGUUUGAAGAAAGGUGGUAAGUUCGUGGCACAAUUUUAUCCCAAAAACGACGAUCAAAUUCAGCAAAUUCUAGGCGCUGCGAAAGUGGCCGGUUUUAGCGGGGGCCUGGUUGUGGAUGAUCCGGAAUCCAAGAAAAACAAGAAAUACUACUUGGUAUUGAGUUCAGGGACUUCCACAGAGGAUAAACAAGUCAAUCUACAGGGUGUUACCAUGAACGCGGAGGAAAUGAUCAAGGUGCGUCGUGAGAAGAAAAAAGCCACCGAGUCUAACAAGAACUACAUUCAACGCAAAAAAGACUUGAUGCGCAAGAGGGGUAGGGUUGUUGCGAAGGACUCCAAAUUCACAGGUCGCAAGCGUAAAAACCGUUUUUGA